CACCAAACGAUCACAGAAGAGGCAGCGUUUUGUUUGCAGGAUUGGAGCGGCGUAUAUUAAACACGUUAUUAUGCCUGUAUGACUCAGGGUAGUUUUAUUAAACUUAAUAUAAGCGUACAGGCUCAGGUGCUGACACCUAAUGGGUCCUUUUAGAAGAUAACUUUUCCUGCUAAUUGCAGGUUUUAAUUUCCCAAUGAAAACCCGAGCGGCACAUCCUUACCGUUACUCGGGUGUGAAAAACGGGAUGCUUUUAAUAUAGCAGCUGCACAGCUAGAAGGCCCUUCUGUCUGGGGUGAUAUAGAACAACCAACUAUGGCAUGAUACUCGAAUCUCAAGACAAGAGUUGGAAAGCUCCGGCAAAUAAGAUUUACUGCGAUAUAUCACCAAGUCUUCCAGCUGGUGCAUAAUCCACAGCCAACGUAAACACGCGAGCGCCAUUUCCGGGCUCGUGAUAGCGGCUAUAGUGGAGCGAGAGGUCGGAGCGAGAGGAGCGGGAAGUGGAGCGGUGGUGUCGGUUAACAUUCCCGGGGUGGUCGACGACGGCAUGGCAGCGGGAAAGGGAGCUGGGAAGCCCGCCUGGCUGUGGGACAAUAUGAGGUUACGGUUCAUCGUUUGCUUCUUCGGAGUCUUCGUGUGCUACUUUUAUUACGGAAUAUUGCAAGAGACGAUCACUCGAGGUGAUUAUGGUCACGAGAAGUUCAGAUUCGCCCGUACGCUGGUCUUCAUCCAGUGCAUCAUCAGUUGUGUCUUUGCAAAGAUCUUGAUCCAGUUUUUUGAGAGCUCCAAGCCAGAUCACACGAAGAGCUGGCUCUAUGGCCUGUGCUCGCUCUCUUAUCUUGGAGCCAUGGUGUCCAGUAACUCUGCCCUUCAAUAUGUCAACUAUCCCACCCAGGUUUUGGGGAAAUCCUGCAAACCCAUACCAGUGAUGAUCCUCGGUGUGACAAUACUGAGGAAGAAGUAUCCACUGGCUAAAUACCUGUGUGUGUUGCUGAUUGUGAGCGGUGUUGCUCUUUUUCUCUAUAAACCCAACAAGAGCUCUGCUGUUGGUGAUGACCAUAUUUUUGGCUUUGGAGAGAUUCUGCUGCUGGUCUCUCUGACAUUGGACGGUUUGACUGGUGUGGCCCAGGACCACAUGAGGGCUCGCUUCCAGACGGGUGCGAACCACAUGAUGCUGAACAUCAACAUGUGGUCCAGUCUGGUGCUGGGACUAGCGGUGUUGUGGACAGGGGAAGUGUGGGAAUUCCUGAGUUUUGCAGAGCGCCACCCGGGCAUCUUUUACAAUAUAUUUCUGUUUGGAGUCACCAGUGCUUUAGGCCAGACCUUCAUCUUCAUGACAGUUGUGUACUUUGGGCCUCUGACCUGUUCCAUUGUCACAACUACGAGGAAGUUCUUCACCAUCCUUGGCUCUGUUAUUUUGUUUGGCAAUGUAAUGACUACAAUGCAGUGGGUUGGCACCAUUCUAGUAUUCCUCGGUCUUGGAAUGGAUGCUAAAUUUGGCAAAGCCCCCAAGAAGACUACACACUGAAACACACUGGCGCACAUGUGGAAAAAAAGAAGAGAAAUACUAGAUUGGAAACACUAUAGCCAGUAUAUUAUUUUCAUAAGGCAUCAUGUACAGGCACACUAUAUGUGCCUAUGACUUGUUGAACUAUGGUCAGAUAUUUUACUGCAUUUAAAAGAGAGUCGUUGUAGUUUUCAACUCCAGCUUCUGUUGUGUACAGUUGAUAUACUGAAGAGAUGCAUUAUAUGGGAUCAAGUCCAGAAUGAGCUGUGACACAACCUGCAGUCCUUUUUGUGGAAGAAUUUGAACUGGCUGAAGUGCACAGGUGUAAACCUUAUUUUAUUCAGACAAAUCUUUAUUGUUUCUGAAACCAGCUCACCUGCCUUGGAUUGAUGUUGAACCAAACAAGGCCUUAGAAAUACAUUUCCAGCAGUUAACCCAUGAAAUUACACCAAAUGGUUUACAAAUGGAUGCUUGAAUGUGUGUAAUUGUAACAUUUAGUUUGUCUGAGAAAACAAUUAGUAAGUUUAAUGUCCUUUAUGAAAAUUUAGACGGUUGUAUGUCGCCUGUUGUCUUAUGUCCAGUCUUACUUUUAAAUUGUAUUUACGUUUAUUUUCUAAAGUUGAAAAUUACUUGCCAUAAAAGGGAAAUUAUUAUA
Messenger RNA from Pundamilia nyererei, 2159 nucleotides. It is a transcript of the gene slc35b1, whose product is annotated as solute carrier family 35 member B1. Gene Ontology annotation, cellular component: Golgi membrane; endoplasmic reticulum membrane. Lineage: Eukaryota; Metazoa; Chordata; Actinopteri; Cichliformes; Cichlidae. The coding region runs from base 545 to 1525 and encodes 326 amino acids. Gene Ontology annotation, biological process: UDP-galactose transmembrane transport. Gene Ontology annotation, molecular function: UDP-glucose transmembrane transporter activity; UDP-galactose transmembrane transporter activity. The transcript is spliced from 9 exons. The record is from RefSeq and is a predicted model, not a curated record.